CGCCGCGCGCCGCCUCUGCAGCAUGCACCGCGCCGCCGUUACUCUCUCUUCGAUUCAUUCAUUCUACUGUACCGGUCGCAGGCUCGCAUGGACUCCUCCCAGUCCCCGCCGCUUCACAUCGCCGUCUUCCCGUGGCUCGCGUUCGGCCACCUGCUCCCCAACCUGGAGCUCGCCGAGCGCCUGGCCGCGCGAGGUCACCGCGUGUCCUUCGUCUCCACCCCGCGCAUCAUCAGCCGGCUCCGCCCGGUCCCGCUCGCGCUGGCGCCGCUCAUCGACUUCGUGGCGCUGCCGCUGCCGCGCGUCGACGGCCUCCCCGACGGCGCGGAGGCCACCAGCGACAUCCCGCCCGGCAAGACCGACCUCCACCUCAAGGCCCUGGACGGCCUCGCCGCGCCCUUCGCAGCUUUCCUCGACGCCGCCUGCGCCGACGGGAGCACCAACAAGGUGGACUGGCUCUUCGUCGACAGCUUCCAGUACUGGGCCGCCGCCGCUGCGGCGGACCGCAAGAUACCCUGCGCGCUGAUCCUGCCAUUCGCAUCGUCCACGUUAGCGGAGUUCGGUGUGCCGCGCCUUGAGCCGCCCGUGGAAGGCUCGACCGCCUCCAUACUUCAGCGAUUUGUACUGACCUUCGAGAAAUGCCAGCUUGUCAUUCAUCGCGCCUGCUCCGAGCUGGAGCCAGAGCACACGCCUCUCCUGCCAGGCAUCUUCGGCAAGCCGGUGAUCCAGUACGGCCUGGUCCCGCCGUGUCCCCCCGCACAAGGCCACAUCGAGCACGACAACGCAGCCCUGUCGUGGCUCGACAAGCAGCAGCCCGAGUCUGUCCUGUUCAUUGCUCUGGGAAGCGAGCCUCCGGUGACCGUCGAACAGCUGCACGAGAUCGCGCUUGGGCUGGAGCUCGCCGGGACGACAUUCCUCUGGGCUCUGAAGAAGCCUAACGGCCUCCUCCUCGAGGCGGACGGCGACAUCCUGCCCCCAGGUUUCGAGGAGCGGACGCGUGACCGUGGGCUCGUGGCCAUGGGCUGGGUUCCUCAGCUCAGCAUACUGGCUCACAGCUCCGUGGGCGCGUUCCUGACGCACGGCGGAUGGAGCUCCACCAUUGAAGGGGCUAUGUCCGGGCAUCCCAUGGUCUUCCUGACGUUCUUAGAUGAACAGAGGAUAAACGCGCAACUGAUCGAGAGGAAGAAGGCCGGGUUGCGAGUGCCAAGGUGUGAGAAGGACGGCUCGUACGAUCGCCAAGGCAUCGCCGGAGCGAUCCGGGCUGUCAUGUGCGAGGAAGAAAGUAAGAGCGUCUUCGCGGCUAAUGCCAAGAAGAUGCAGGAGAUUAUCAACGACAGGAAGUGCCAGGAGAGGUACAUUGACGAGCUUAUCCAGCGUCUGAGAUCCUUCGAGAAGUGAAAGAAGCUUGUGCAGAUGUAAGAGACCGGUUUACAGUUAUACGCUUCGCGGUUGAUGGCUCGGUGCAACCAUGUACAACAUAUAGCAUUCCUGAAAUAAUUCUCGACUUCGAAGUUUGUAUUUGCUUCAAAUGUAUCCACGUUUGCCCAAUUAUUAAUAUCAUAACAAGAAGACGCUGCUAUCACAGUAGUUCAUUUUGAUC
Messenger RNA from Setaria italica (foxtail millet), 1597 nucleotides. Its product is annotated as UDP-glycosyltransferase 91D1. The record is from RefSeq and is a predicted model, not a curated record. The transcript is spliced from 2 exons. Gene Ontology annotation, molecular function: UDP-glycosyltransferase activity. Bases 88 to 1395 code for a protein of 435 amino acids. Lineage: Eukaryota; Viridiplantae; Streptophyta; Magnoliopsida; Poales; Poaceae.